UCUCGGAGAAGAUAAACAAAAAGGAAGGAAGCCUUCGGCCAUACAAUCGCGGCAAAAUCGGUUCGAAAUUUUAACCUGCGAGCUACAGUUAGCAGCUACAUGUGUCAUUUUGUCGCUUAGACAUUUAACAGUCACGCGUUCACAAUCAUGGACGAGUCCGUGGUGUUUCGUAUGAGUGCAUUCUCCGAGCAAGGAGGGAGGAAAUACAUGGAGGAUGUUGUCGAGAUAAGAAUCGAGUACGAACCGACGCCGUCGCCAGUCGAAGAUUAUCCAAAGUCGCAGAGGCAUGGGGGAGAGGGGAAAGCCGAGGGCGAACCCGACAAACGGACUGAAAAUGAGACACCGGACCACGACGUUCCCGCCGAGACCGGACCGGUCUCUGCUAUGUGGGUAGAGAGCCUGUCGAAUGAGGACAGCGGCAACAACAGUGCGCCGGCAUCCGAGGGAAAAGUCGCGGAGCCUACAGUCGACACCCGGAGGUCUGUGGCGUUUUUCGCCGUGUUCGACGGCCACGGGGGCCGAGAGGCAGCGCACUUCGCCAGGGAGAAUCUGUGGGAACUGCUGAAGAGGCAGCGGGGGUUUUGGUCGAAGGAUCACAGUGAAGUGUGCGCUGCUCUUCGGAAGGGCUUCAUCGCCUGUCACCAUGCGAUGUGGAAAGAGCUACCGGAGUGGCCAAAGACCAUCACUGGCCUGCCCAGCACAUCAGGCACCACGGCCAGCGUGAUCGUAAUCCGUGGAGUUCACAUGUAUGUCGCCCAUGUAGGGGAUUCGGCAGUGGUAGUUGGAGUGAAGGAAAAUGACUCUGAUAUCACACUCCAGGCUCUUGAAGUAACACAAGACCAUAAACCUGAGCUUCCUAAAGAAAAAGAGAGGAUUGAACGACUGGGUGGCAGUGUAAUGAAGAAAUCUGGCGUCAACCGUGUCGUGUGGAAGAGGCCCAGGCUGACCCAUAACGGCCCAGUGAGGAGGAGCACCGUCAUUGACCAGAUCCCCUUCCUGGCUGUGGCCCGAUCCCUCGGUGAUCUGUGGAGCUACGAUUUCUAUAGUGGCGAGUUUGUGGUUUCUCCGGAGCCUGAUACCACCGUGAUGACCCUCGACCCCAAACGCCAUCGCUACAUCAUCCUCGGCAGCGAUGGACUAUGGAAUAUGAUGCCGCCCAAGAAUGCUGUUAAUAUGUGUUAUAGCCACGACAAAAUGGUGGGACCAAAGGGAAUGUCUUGCGCCCGCCGUCUGGGUUGCACCGCUCUGCUGUUUUGGAAAGAACGCAUGCUCCGUGCAGACAACACAACAGUUAUCGUCCUGGCCCUCCAGGAGCGCGGAGGCCCACCUAUACCUAUGCAUCGAGAUGAGAUUGUUGUCGACAUGUCAACGGGAAUCGACCACGUUCCGUACCCAGGAACUACUUAUAACACGUGUGAGGUCCCGAAGCGGAGUGAUGCAUCAAAUGCUCCCUCCCCCUUCCAAGACAGUUGCACAACUCUGGAGCAGGCAUUUGGGCUGUACGAAGCAGCUUUCUGUGCCACCGCACAGCUCUUACCUGACAUAGACUCUGUGAGGGCCCCGCUGCCCCCCUCAGACGGUUCGGCGAAUGUUUUCGAAAAGCAAGACUCGACAACCCAAAUGGACUGCGCUGCCUCCACUCCUCCGUCGAAAAGGUUUCGCCGUUCUCCGCACACCCCCCCAGAACUCAGAGGUCCUCCCCGUCGGCUCGGCCGGUCCUCCAACAAAGGCUUGCCCGAGGAGACGCCUCAUAGCAAUGUACAAAGUGAACAAGCCCAUAAAACUGAUAAUGGGGAAAAAGGCUCAUCCGAGGACUGCGGCAUCCUACCACAGCACCACAACUCUGCCUUGUGUGUGUGCUGAAUCACAGAAACAUUGUUCUUGCCCUGAGACUAUAAGGAUCUGCACCGUUUGCUCAUGUAUCAGGUGUGCCACAGGCCUCUACUCCUAGAUGUAUACUUUUUAUACAAAGUCUUUGUUUUUGUACAUAUGUGAGAAAUUUUAAACGUGUUGCUGUUUUGACCUUCUCGCUCUUCUUCCUGCCCUCUCCCUUUGAUUUUAGCGUGACCCUUAAAUUUUAAAUAUUAGAUCUGUUCAAUCUACACAAUCUAUUUUCAUACUUAUGAGUAUGUAUAGUAUAUCCAGAAGACGUAUUUUGAAGAAUCAUUACAAUUUGACGUGACACGAGUUCAGCAGAAUUGUGACACAUGCAGUCCAGUUCAGAUAUUUACCAAAACAAUAUUUUGACCCUCAGACCAGUUGUUUGGAAUCGCUCCUUCCCACAUGAAAUGCAUUACUAGUCGUAAUACGAGGGUGAAAAAUAACAGAAGAAACUUUACAAGCGAUGGUCUGAGGUAUUUUUGAGCGUGUUGAUUUGAAAUGUGUAUUAUUUGUUUCGGUGUCUCUACCAGUAACUAAAUAUGUACUGUCGUGGCAUCCGAGUUGCUAGUCUUCUAACUAAUGUAUCUUAUGCAUCGCUUAUGAGGCGGAGUUAAAGGGUCAGUUCACACAAAAUCUGGAAAAAUACACACAAAAGAAAACAUUAAAGGUGCAAUUAUAUACAUAUAUAAGAAUUGGCCAACUGUUUAAUUUGCACUCACAACAAAUAAGGAGCAGCAUAUUUAACAGAGUAACCGCUAACUGCUGCCGUCAGCUAGUUAGCUCAGUUAGCUGUGUGGCUAGUGGCCCGGCUGGGGAGCUCAAAGCACCCGGAAAGUGUUUGCACAGAAUUUCAGAUGGGCCAGGUCUUACAGAAUGCACCUUUUAAACAUGUUCUCUCCCUCGGCAUCGUGGUAUCUAUCCAUAUUGGUACUGUCCAUACGUGUAUUUUAGUGAACUGACCCUUUAAGAGUCAUAUCCAUUACAGACUUCUCCCACCUCAUAAUUUGCCCUAUUAAAUGACUGUUGUAUACCAUUUUUUAAAAACAUUUUGGGCCUGUCUAAGUAUUUUAAUUGAUGGUACAAUCAGAAGUCCAGCUUGUUGGGUAAUGGUACUGUAUGUUGAUGUAAAAAGCCAAGGUCAGUCUCUGUACCUCACUGGAAUAUGAGUCGUCCUUUCCUUUCCUCCUUGAUUUUUUUAGUAUUUGGAACUGUCCAUUUCCCAGUUGAAGUGUCCACUAAGCCCCAACACCAUUUUUGAAUAGGUCUUCCUCUGCCUCGUCUCAUAUAUUAUACCCUCGUGCAUGAUGUGCAUCCAUAACUUGUGGUUUUUAAUCUGCACAUAAACACCUUUUUGCUAUAUGUCUGGAAUACAAGAAGUGCCCGAUUCAUGGUAAUAUAUGUAAAGUGAAAGUGAUCAAAGCUCUAACUUGUGUUAACAUGGCAGCUCAGUUUACCAUUGUAGCUGAUUUGUUUGCCUUUCUGUUUUUUUUUUGUUUUUUUCAUAAAUGUCAUGUUUGCCUUAGCACAACUGAGUCAGAGGUGCUUUUUUUUCCAAAUGUCUUCAAAGCAGGUGAGGAUCUCCAGGCUGCGUCAGUGUCAGUGCGACCACGGCCCUGCCUCGAGUAUCUGUCAUGCACUUUCCGUUUCUUUCACCGACAUCACGUCGCCAUUCGCGCUGCAGCUCACUGAAACCCUGUCGAUGUUUUCCAAUUAUAUUACAAAGCAGUUGUUUUUUUGUACAGUACGUCAUUAUGCAAUAGAAGUUUGUACAGUACAUUAAUAUGCAAAGUAAGUGGGGUUUCUUUCAGGAGUCUGGCAUGCUCAGAUCUGCUCUGUUUGUUGUGAAGUUGUUCAGAGGUAAUGGAUGUUAAACUUCGGGUCUGGCUCCGAGUAUCCACUGCAGCCAGUUUUUCAGGACUAACUGUAUAAGUGAAAUGCUUUGAAAGUGACUGGAUAUACAGUGUCCGUGUGAUGUAAUAAAGUUCUCAUUUUCCAAC
Acanthopagrus latus (yellowfin seabream) is the source of this 3878-nucleotide messenger RNA. RefSeq names its product protein phosphatase 1D-like. Lineage: Eukaryota; Metazoa; Chordata; Actinopteri; Spariformes; Sparidae. Gene Ontology annotation, biological process: protein dephosphorylation. Gene Ontology annotation, cellular component: cytosol; nucleus. The record is from RefSeq and is a predicted model, not a curated record. Bases 148 to 1863 code for a protein of 571 amino acids. The transcript is spliced from 6 exons. Gene Ontology annotation, molecular function: protein serine/threonine phosphatase activity; cation binding; mitogen-activated protein kinase binding.